Molecule: messenger RNA, 1531 nt
Organism: Mugil cephalus (flathead mullet)
Lineage: Eukaryota; Metazoa; Chordata; Actinopteri; Mugiliformes; Mugilidae
Product: TNFAIP3-interacting protein 1-like
Exons: 10
Coding region: 52-933 (293 amino acids)
Biological process (GO): regulation of transcription by RNA polymerase II; cellular response to lipopolysaccharide
Source: RefSeq, a predicted model, not a curated record
UCAAAGCUCCGGUGGCACCUGCGCAGUCGAAGGACGAGGCACAGUCGCAGCAUGUCCCUGCAUUUAAACUCAAUGGGCAGUCCGCAAGUGGAGAGGGCACAGUCCAGCAAACCAGUCCACACAGACGACAAACCAGCCCACAGACUAUAUCCAUGUCUGCCAAACAUAGACAGGUAUGAGGUUUGCCUGCCGGUUCGCUCGGUCAAAGGUCGACUUAAUCCAACUGCAGAGUUUCCUCCCCAGCUCGAAGAGUCAGAAGGGUCUUUUUCCAUCAGUGAUAGCAAGAUGAUGGAACAGAUGCUCAUCUUAAAGGAGCAGAGAAAAGAGCUUCUUUCUAUUAAUGAGAAAUGGGCAAGAGAGUACCGAACCAUGGUGCAGUACUACAAAGAAAAGCUGAGGUUUUCAAAAGAAGUACAGCAGUGCGAUCACAGCACGGAGGAGACGUGUGAGAAAGAAGUCACAUUAAAUAGAAAAGUUAAGACGGUCAAAUAUAAAGAAAACACGCAGGAGAAGUCAGGAGAAGUCAGCAGUGAGUUACUCAAAGCAGAGAAGGAAGUGAGAGAGCUGCGAGUGCAGAACAACACCCUGACCCUCAGGGGGCAGCAUCAGCACGAGGAGAUCCGACGGCUGAACAAGGCCUUAGUUGAGGCACUUCAACCUUCCCAGUCCCACUCUGAAAAACUACAGGAUAUCUGGAAACAUCAGGCUGAAGUCUAUAAGGAAGACUUUCUGAAAGAGCGCAGGGACAGGGAGAAGCUCAAGGAGAAGUAUCUGGAACUAGAGAAGAAGUUUAGAAAGGUUCACUUCGAGCUGCAUGUCCUCAAAACUCAGGCGACUCCGGGGUCGGGGCUUCAGUGUGCCUGCACUAGUCGAACCAAAUGUCCGGAUCACGUUCAUUUGCAAAGGCGUUGCACUCCGGAUAGCAAGCAGUGACCUCAUCCUGGAGUAUGACGACCAGGUUAAAGUUCAUCAUGAGGAGGAUUUGCUGGUUUAUAAGACUGAUCAACCUCGAGGAUCUCCGUCAGCUUUUCAUCGUAUUCUUGACGAGGCCUCUCCACCUGCCUGACCUUUUUGGAGGAAGAGAACACAAAAGCACAGUAGUGUAAACUUCCCAAGAGGAGAGAAGGAGCAAAGACUGGAACGAAAUAAAAAUUUGCCUCUUAAGAGGCAUCCCCAGACACUAUUGACAAGUUUCAUAUGGAAAAUGGAGCUGAGUCUUGCGUCCAUCAGAGGGGAGUGCUGAAACUUAUAGACGUGAACAUGUACAACCACAAUCUACGAACAAGAGAAGAAGCAACAUUUUUCUGACUCUUUAUACACUAUAUUACCUCAGUGGCUGUAGCCACUUUCAUUACUGGAAGAUCCAGUUUCUCUGCUUGAUUUUAUGGAGGUCACCAUAUAAAAGUUGUAGUAGAAGUAUAUAUGUAUUUGCACAGUAUAUUUAUGUAUGUUUAACGUGCAAUGAAUGAAAUGGAAUGUAUUUUUUUCAGUUUCUUGCUAAUUUAUCAUGAAAAUAAACUACUAAACUACA